UCACUCAUGAAACAUAAAGGUCUCUCCAUUAUCACAUCUAGAGACUAAAAUCAAAAAUAAUUUCAUAUUUGCCGCCGUUUGAUUACCGCACCAGAUGGCAGUAGUUGAGUCUUUACGUCCGCAUGCGCAGUUGGCAGCCACAAAUGUUAUUGUUACAGCUACCAUAAUCAGGUUUAAAAAUUGUGCUCAAUAGAUUCUACGUAAUCCUUUCAAAUUUAAAUCUUCUGUUGUGUUCAUUGAUUGAUAAAAUGGAUUUUCAAUGAAUUUUUGGGGAAUUAUCUCAGUUAGUGGACAAAUCAAUCGAUGAACGCGCCAUAACCUGACACUCCUGGUGUCACCGGUGAACUGUCAUUAUAUCUGCCACGAUUAAAAAGCUCCUAAAGCAUGAAAAUGGAUCAAGAAUUAUCCAAGUGCAUUAAUGAGAUCAUCAAAUCAUAUUAUCGAUGAAAUCUCAUGAACCCGAUAACCUCUAGGAGCGAUGGAGCUCCUCUCCCAGGUCCCUCUUCUGUCUUCCGAUGAAGAGACCAAGGGCUUUGAUUGCGAGGCUGGCAAUCGUUGGAUCUACCCCGAAAAUCUUCCAGUUAGAAAAUACCAAUUUUCCAUUGUCAAGACUGCAUUAUUCAAUAAUACUUUAGUAUGUCUUCCAACUGGUCUUGGAAAAACCUUCAUAGCAGCUGUAGUGAUGUACAACUACUUCCGCUGGUAUCCAAAAGGCAUAAUUGUCUUUCUCGCACCCACAAAGCCCCUGGUUGCCCAACAGAUCGACGCUUGUCACGAUAUAAUGGGAAUCCCGAUUAGUGACACAAUCGAGCUCACUGGUGCAACAAAUCAAACGAAACGUGCUGCAGCUUGGCGCGAUCAUCGCGUUAUCUUUGCUACCCCUCAGACCUUUCAGAAAGACCUGGAACGCUCCAUUGUCCCUGUCAAUCUCGUAAAGUGCAUCGUCAUCGACGAGGCUCACAAAGCCCUCGGAAAGUAUGCCUACUGCGAAUCAAUUCGCAUAAUGCACCAGGCUAAUCCGUACUUCAGAAUUCUCGCACUCUCAGCGACUCCUGGAAGUAAAUUGGAGGCAGUCCAAGACGUUAUCAGGAAUCUUCACAUCACUCGCCUGGAAUUACGAGAUGAUACAUCUCCAGACAUCACUCCCUACAUUAAUGAACGUAAAGUUGACAUAAUACUUGUUGACUUGGGUCAAAAUCUAUCCGAAUUCAAAGAACGAUACAUCAAGAUAAUGGAUCGACAUGUCAGAAUUCUCUUCCAGUAUAAUGUUCUCAAAACAUCUGCCGCGCAAAUAUCUAAGGGCCGAAUUUUCUAUCUUUUAAACGAAUACAAAUCUCGUACAAAUAAAUCUACCAAUCAUGGAUCCAUCAUGAAGACCUUGACCAUUCUUCUCACCAUGUACCAUGCUUACGAGUUAAUUGUCCGUCAUGGAUUGAGAGCGUUCGUUCAUUUUUAUCAAAAUCAUUCUGAUAAAUUUUGGUUGGAUAAUGAACCAGAACUUAGAGAAUUAUUGGAGAAUAUCAAACAGUAUCUUGGGCCAUUCCCAGAAGCCGGACCGUACAUGAACGGAAGUAUCACCGGAAUACCGAAAAAUCUUAUUUUUGGUCAUGGAAAGUUUGAAACGCUACGAAGUAUAUUGAUCCAGCACUUCAAACGCGCUGAGGAUAAGGAAAACAAUACGAGGGCAAUAGUUUUCACUGAAUAUCGAGAUAUCGUCAACGAACUUUACAUUUUACUUCUUCAAUGUCAACCUCUCAUUCGCCCCCAGGUGUUCGUAGGACAAGCUGGACUUAAACAAAAGCAACAAACAAAAGCUCUCGAGAAUUUCCGGAAUAAUCAAGUCAACGUUCUAAUAUCAACGUCAGUUGGAGAAGAGGGAUUAGAUGUUGGUGAAGUGGAUCUCAUCGUUUGCUUUGACAUUUCUCAGCACUCACCAACGAGACUCGUUCAACGAAUGGGUAGAACAGGACGUAAACGUAAUGGCCACAUAAUUGUUCUGGUUACGGAUGGAAAAGAGCACCAAACUCUGCAAGCGGCUCUAUCAAAACGAGAUUCACUGAAUAAUAAAGUUCUUCAUUCUAGUGGAGUUAUAUCAGCUCUGCACAACUCCAGUCCUCGAAUGAUACCACAGGAUAUACACCCUGAAGUUCACAAAAUCCACAUGACAAUUCUGCCGAAAGACUCACGAGAGAAAAAAGGUAAGAAGACGAAAAUUCAAGGGGAGGCUGAGAAGAAAACAAAAAAAGGACCUAAACCUAAAAAAUCCAAAAAUCCUAGUAGUGCGGGAAAAGGUAGUGGACAGGAUGGAUUACUGAGGUUUUUGACAACAGUAUCCAACGAUGAGAUCGAUAAAGAUAUUGUAGCCCCAACAAUGCAGGAAGCGGGGGUUAUCGAGAUUGACAGCCAACCUCUCAGGGCUAAUUCUUUAAUCCUUGAGGCCGUUAAGCCAUCCGAUGUGCAGCUCCUGACUAACGAUAAUGAGACUAUUGAAUUUCUCACUCUCUGUGCCACCAGACAAUCCGAAAAGUGUAAUAAUACCAAUAAUAAUAAUGAGGAUAAAGAAAAUAGAAAUUUCGUGAUCGCGUAUGCUCCUGAAGCACCUAAUUGUGCAGAUGAUUUUUUAAAUAAUUUGAUUGUUCCUGAUGAAGCAGUUUGCGACUGUCUAGAGAAUGUUCAAAUGUUUGUCGAAGCUGUGCAGCAUGAGCCAACACAAAUCACUCCUGGGAUAAUUUUUUCAGGGGGUGCAGGAAAUUACCACAGCCCCGAGGGCUUCAUGGACUGUGGCAAUAAUUUCGAGGACCUGUUAAACACUAGUGACUCUAAUAUGGAAGUGGAUGGUGAUGAACGAGAAUCACCACCUUUGGAAAGUGUUGACUGGAGUCAUAAUAAAAGAGAAUGCACUAGUCAAAUAGUUCGUAGGAAUUUGGAUGCUGAUAUUGUCAUUAAAAGUGAUUUUGAAAGAGUUUUGGAUGAUUCUUCGGACGAGGAAAUUCCACGAAGUCCAGAGAUUGGCAUUGCAAAAACAAAGUUACCCAAUGAAAGUGUAAAAACUCACGAAAGAAUUCCACCUCCUGAAUGUUACUCAGAGAGUGCAUUUGAGAGUAUUCUCGAUGAAGCCUGGGACGAUGAUCUCGAUGCAACUCAGUUCGAUUUCAACUCCAGAACGACUGAUAUUAAGAAGCCUGAGGUAACAACUGAUAGAAAUAAAAAUAAUCCCCGUGAGGAGGAAGUGAAUAAAACGAUUGAGAAUAUUGAAACGAUACAGAUAGAUAUUGAUGAUCCAGCGACGGAAAGCAUGUGCCACAGUCCAGUGUUGGUGGAAACUGAGGACAUUGAUAUUCCAUUUUCCUAUCUUUCUGAGAAUAGAGAAUCAGAGGCGGACAAUGCAAAUUCGCUGAACGAUAACGUCGACGUUAUUGAUAUCAUUGAGGAAACUCAAUUCAGUCCUGCAGUAGACUUAAACCAUGAUCGUACAUUUAAGGCCCAAAAUCGUGCAUUACCAAUACGAGAGAAAAAACCGAGUGAAAUCAGACAAUGGAAACUCGACGAUUGUUUUGAAAUAUCGAGUCAGAGAAAUUCUCAGGAAAAAAGAAAUUCAUUUGCGAUGCCAACUGUAAAUUCAAAAAAAAUGGUCGAUAAAAUUAGUAAAUUCAGUACAGGAAAUAAAAUACAAAUGAAUUCUCAUGCCACAACGAACGCAGUUCUUCUUGAGCGAGGAGAUAAGUCUUCUAAUAAUGUCAAUGAAAUGAACUUAAUAAAUUUAGAGGAUGACUUUGAUUCUUGGGAGGACAUGGAAAAAAUAGAGACAAUGCCACAAGCGUCUAUGCUAUCCGAAAGCUUCACCCCUCAGACCAACACAAGUCGUGCCAAUGUAACCGAUCCAAAAUCCGCAUUUAUCCCUUCCCCCCUUAAGUUAUCCGAUCAAAGGGUGAAAAAAUUUGUUAACCAACGUCAGAGGCCAUCCAGUCAUAACACAUCUCUGAAGAAUUUCUUUGAAGCUGAUGAUAAUCGAGUAAAAGUUGUGCAUAGCAUUCCAAGAAUAGAAACUGGGCCACCCAGGACGAGGGUCAUUCAUAAUGAAUCGCCAAACCAUUGUAAAACUCCUGCGAAACCCAGUGAAUUGAAUAAAGCACAGAAACUUUUUACCUCGAAAUGCAUCACUGCGCCUUCAGUGGUAUCAAGCGAUAAGAAAAGUAAUAAAAUAUUGGGCGAUGAUUUGGAGGAUUUUGAUUGGGACAGUGACUUCGAGGUGCUACCGGAGGUCAUAAAUUCCGAGUCGAGAUUCUUCAAAGGAAGCAGCAAGACGCCGACUAGAAUCAGUGAGUCCGCGGGCUCCUCGGGUGAAUUCUCAUCGUCUAAAUAUUUUAACAAAAGACGUGAUAACCCCCACGAUAGGUUUCAAAGCCCAGACAACUCCAUCAAAACCCCCAAAAGCACCAAACCCCAAAGUUCUUCCUUGAAUGAUGAUAAAUUAGCUGUAAUUCGUGCUACGUUAUUCUCAAAGCCCACUAAAGAGUUUAUAACUCAGCAAAAUUCAGAUUCUGACGACGAUUUUGCAACAACGAAGAUCAACAAAAGUGUCUUCACCGGAUAUCGAAUAAAUGAGGAAUCAUCAAGAGUCUCUGAUCAAGUCCCCAAAACUAACAGUAAAAUCUCAUUAAAAAUUACAAGUACAAGUAACAAGAGAGCAAGUGAUACCUCGACUGCAAAUAACUUUGCCCUUCCUAAGGCAAUACCACCAAGAACCCGACCAAAAGUGUCAAUUAAACCAAGUGGUUCCUCAAAGGGAAGAACGAGAACAAUGGGAAGCAGAAGGGAUCGGGGCAGAAAUAAUUUUAUUGAUGACGAAGCUGAAGAAUCUGAUGAUUGUCAGGAAAUAACUGAUUCCUCUGAGGAAGAUGAUGGUGAGGAUCUCAAGGAUUUUGUCAGUCACACUCAGGUACACGAUGAUUCAGUAGACAUGAAGGCCUACUAUCUCCAAAGCACAAGAAGUCCGAAGAAGAAGUGUGGAUUUCACCUGAAAAAGCCGAAGACUCCACCACCAGAUCUUGAGAUUUUUUCCCAAACUAUUGAACCCGACACCUACAUGUACGAUUCUUUCUGCGUGAGUGCUAGUCAAGAAGAGGAGGAAGUAUUCAGUGAUGGCUCAGAUGACGAGAUAACAAUUCUUGAAGACAUUGAUCAUAAGUCCAACAACAAAAGAAAAAGAGAAAAUUCUGUUGAUCCUGUGGGGAAACGACGAAGAAUCCUCAGGACAGAGAGCCUCAGUAGUGAUGACGAGACUGAAAAUUUGAGGGCGGCCAUUUUGGAAGAGUCUAUGAUGCUGAAAAAAUGAUAGUGACGUUCUCCGGUGCUAUUAAUAUUUAAGGAAUUGCUUAAGUCUACUUAAAAUUUGGUGACUGGUAUCAUUGAAUUAAGGCUGUAAACCACGAAAUGUAAAGUUUUACCUGACAAAUGUAGUGCCACAAAAAAAAAACGAGCAUUUGAGGUACUCAAUCAAAUAUUCAGUUAGUUCAAAGAUGAAUAGAUCUAACAAAAGGUGAGGAUAGAUUGUUUAUUUUUUGGUUACCAAAGGACUUUCAUGAUGUUCAUUGUUUUUGAUUUUUUUUCGAUAUUAUGAAAUGUAUUAUAGUUUAGCCAUUAAGCGUUACAAGUCCAUUAUACAACUUCUUAUGAACGAAGUGAGUGUAUAUAGUGAAUGUGAGUGUGAAUAUGUAUACAUUCCAUGAAGAAAUAUACUAUUUUCAAUUUCAA
Molecule: messenger RNA, 5754 nt
Organism: Diachasmimorpha longicaudata
Lineage: Eukaryota; Metazoa; Arthropoda; Insecta; Hymenoptera; Braconidae
Gene: Fancm
Exons: 2
Coding region: 479-5335 (1618 amino acids)
Biological process (GO): double-strand break repair via synthesis-dependent strand annealing; interstrand cross-link repair
Molecular function (GO): four-way junction DNA binding; four-way junction helicase activity; ATP binding
Source: RefSeq, a predicted model, not a curated record